UUUCAUCCAGGUCGCGUCUCUGCCAUCACGACCAAAAAAAAGUUCACAUGUGAUCUUUAUUUCUUUAAAAAAAUAAAUAAAAAAGUUAAUGUGACAUUUACAUUCGUUUUAAUAAUUUGAAUUUCGAACUUUUAGAAUCGAAAUGAAGUGGGUAUUUUAUGUGAUCGUUUUUGUGUAUAUGCUGUAUAGAACAGUGUACGGUCUGAAACCGGUGGAAAACAAUUUGAUUGUGGAACCAGUCACGUAUGGCGAUGACGACUUUUUGAAAGUUGGGGGACACAAAACCAUCAGCUGCAAAGCAUCGAAUCGAAAUCAAAAGGUAGAAUGGAUAGACCCAAAUGGCCAUACAGUAAAACGAAUCCCUGGCAGUCGGAUAUUUUCCCAAGAACAUUUCGUGCCGUCAAUGAGAGGUAGAGCGCCGGCGCUAGUGCUGACUGUCACCAGGGCAGAGGUGGAGGAUACAGGGGUGUAUCAGUGCAAGUCUGGGGAUCUGGUGAAGAAUGUCACUCUUUGCGUCAUCGCACCAUCAUAUUUCGUGGACACCAUUCCAGAAGUGAGCGCAGACUUCUUCCGCUCAAUUACUCUGUCCUGUCAAGCAAAAGGAGAACCUGAGCCAAAAAUCACCUGGUACAGAAACGGAGAAGUUAUUAAUGAUGAAGAUAACUCCGAGAAGUACAAGGUGAUGACGAAGUACAACAUCCAGGGUUUCGAAGGUCUCCUCACCAUCAUUUCGUUGGAGCCAGAGGACAGUGGCGUUUAUACCUGUCAGAGCACUCAGGAGAGCUUGUAUGUUGAAGAAUGUAGCCAUACCUCGUCUUUCAAUAUAACUUUGAAUGUUAAUUAUCCCCCAAUAUUCGAGCAUAGAAACAAAACUCAAGCAGUUUAUGCGAAAAACAAUCAAGAAGUUGACAUAGUAUGUUCAGCAAGCAGCUACCCAAUUGCCACGUACAGAUGGUUCAAAGAAAUGACUGACGAUGUUUUGUAUGAAUUCGACCAAAAACAAAUUAAACUCUCAGAAGAUGGCACCAAGGCGACACUGACUGUGGUAGCAAAUCAAUCCACGUUUUGGCAAAGAUAUAAAUGCCAAGCAACCAACGAUUAUGGAGUUUCUGAAAAAUAUUUCACUUUGAUGAAAAUGGAAAAACCGAAAAGGCCCAGCGAAGUUAACGUUUUUAACGCUACAUCGGACGCGUUAUAUUUGAAUGUUACAUGGUAUGAUGACAUACAGUUUCCGGUUAGUGCUUUCCAAAUUCAAUACACUACAGAAGAAACUGGUAAAAAGAAGUUCCUUCCGCCUCGAGAAGCCACCUGGAGGAGAAGUAAACAAACUGAGGUGAACCUUGAAGAAGGUGAAACUAUCGAUCCAGAAUUGGGAGGAAUCAUAAUCCCAUUAGAAGAAUUGGAAGCCGAAACUGCUUACUGGAUACGCUUAAGAGUGACGAACGAGGUAGGGGAGUCGAUCUGGUCGGAUCCUAUCCUCGUGUCAACGUCCGCUGAAUCCGAGGAAACAACUACCACGGAGGCUCCAGAAUCUGAGUCAGAAGUUUCUGAUGACUCCGAGUCCAUGAAUGAUGGCACUUUCUACGGUUUAUUCUUUGCUGGUGGCAUCUUUAUUGUAGCUUUUGUUUGCGUGUUCGCCAUGAGAUUGGUGAAAUAAUUUUUCAAACCUUAA
Messenger RNA from Spodoptera exigua (beet armyworm), 1672 nucleotides. NCBI's taxonomy places the organism in Eukaryota, Metazoa, Arthropoda, Insecta, Lepidoptera, Noctuidae. The record is from the annotation of a GenBank genome assembly.